Molecule: messenger RNA, 2067 nt
Organism: Vanrija pseudolonga
Lineage: Eukaryota; Fungi; Basidiomycota; Tremellomycetes; Trichosporonales; Trichosporonaceae
Product: Aromatic amino acid aminotransferase
Exons: 3
Coding region: 271-2013 (580 amino acids)
Biological process (GO): biosynthetic process
Molecular function (GO): pyridoxal phosphate binding; transaminase activity
Source: RefSeq, a predicted model, not a curated record
CCCCCACCCUCCAUCCCCUUCGGGCUCUGGCCGUGAAUGCUGCUCUCUUCCCGCCCUUGCAGCAGACCUGAUUCUUAUCAAUCCGUGCGUAACCUCGGACUUUGGCACGCAGGGAGACAAUGACUCAGCGCACAUAAAGCCCAGCGCGCUGCCUGACCGACCCUGCCCAUCGAAGAGGCGGCUCUUGCAAAACACCGAGCUCUCAUCCAACAAGGUUAUCAUCUGUCACCACUGCACUUCGCCCUCUGAACAUUCGUCUUGAUUUCCACAAUGGACGGAGCAUACGCACUGUCCCCCGCCAACGGCCACGAUGAGGCGGUAGUCACCCUCCCGAAGGCCAAGGACUUGAGCCACCACCUCAACAGCCUUACCAAGCGCCGCGUCGCCAACAAGCUCAAGGAGAUGUACCAAUACUCCGGGGUGCCAGGCAUGGUAUCGCUCGCCGGCGGUAUCCCCUCCCCCGCCUACUUCCCAUUCGAGAGCUUGUCGGCGGAAAUCCUCCCCUACGACCAUUUGCCACUUGACAACCCUCGCGUCCCAGCCAAGCCCAAGACUUCGCUGCUGUCAUGGCUCUUCGGAUCAAGCUCGGGCUCGAGCCAGGCUGCUCCCACGAUCACUGUUCCCAAGUAUGCCAAGAAUCCCAAGGACCCGUACGCUGUCCAGCUCGCCACAUCCCUCCAAUACCAGCUGGCGACGGGGCCUCCUGCAUUCCCCAAGUUCCUGCGCGAGUAUGUGAAGACUGUCUACAAGCCGGGCUAUGCCGACUGGGACGUUCUCCUCGAUGACGGUGCGACGGACGGGUUCAACAAGGUCUGCAACCUCCUCGUGGAAGUCGGUGACACUAUCCUCGUCGAGGAGUGGACGUACCCUGGAGCGGCAAACGCCUACCUCCCGUACGACACGACCAUUGUCGGCGUCAAGAUGGAUGGCCAGGGUAUCAUCCCCGAGGAGCUGGAAUCGCUCCUCUCCAACUGGGACGACUCGAAGGGCCGCUUCCCUAGACUGCUGUACACCGUCCCCACGGGCCAGAACCCGACCGGUGCCACAAUGCUCGGCGAGCGCAAACAGGCGAUCUACGCCCUCGCGUCCAAGUUUGAUCUGAUCAUUGUCGAGGACGAGCCCUACUUCACGCUGUACAGCGGUGCCUACACCCCGCGAGACGCCAAGCUCUCGCCAGUCGCCCAGUACCAGCGCGACCUGGAGAAGAAGGAGGGUAAGGAAGGCAACGAGGCGUUUAUCAAGGCUCUCCCUCCCACGUACCUCCGGUAUGACACCGAGGGUCGCGUCAUUCGCCUCGACACCUUCUCCAAGACGUCAGCCCCGGGCUCGCGUCUGGGCUGGAUCACGUCGAACCCCCUGUUCAUUGAGCGCCUCACCCGCAUCUCCGAGUCGAGCACCCAGGCGCCCAGUGGAUUCGCAACCUCCCUUACGGUCACACUCCUCAACACCUGGGGUCUCGACGGCUACAUUCGCUGGCUUCGUGGCCUCAAGGGCGCGUACACUGUGCGCCGCGACUGGCUCAUCGACUCGCUGGCAGACGUGUUCCACCUCGAGUUUGAGGAGGACAACGUUCACAACCCCAACGUCUUGACUGUGGCUGGGAUUGGACGUGGUGCCACUGCCUACGCUCGCCAGCUUCCCGGCAGCAGCCAGGCUCUCUGGGACGAGAAGCGCGGCACGUCUUCUCCUCACGGCAAGCCCCUCGUGUCGUUCGUGCCCCCGACCGCGGGCAUGUUUGUCUGGCUCGCGGUCCACCUGAACCAGCACCCCGAGUACGAGUCCCUCGGACCCGACGCCACCAACAUCCUGCUCAGGCGACUGUGGCUCAAGCUUGCCGACCACCUCGUCCUGUUUGCCCCAGGCUUCGUCUUUGCACCCGACGCCGCUCCUACAGACAACACUGGCGUAGGCUACUUCCGCCUCUCGUACUCGAUCAUCACGUACGAGGAGAGCCGGACCGCCAUCAAGACGUUCGAGGAGGUCCUUGUCAAGUUCCUCCACGGCCGUAGCUAGGCUGGAGAAAACGUCAAGAGGUUGUAUAAGUACAAGUAGAUGCAUUUGGGAUCG